AUGAGGACAUUCAUUCCUCACAAGGUCAACAUAUACUUGACCAGUGUUUCCUUUUGUUCAGGUUGCUGCUGUGGAGCAGAGGACGUGGACGAACUGAUUGAACAAAACGUUUCUGUAAGAGUGGUACAGGCAGAGAAUCCCAAGGUGGCUUUGUCUUCCCAGAAGAGCCACCCCUGUGAGAGUUGUGGACCAGUGCUGAGAUACAUUUUCCACUUGACUGAAGAGCAGGAAACACAACCCAGCCAGAAAUCACUGCAGUGUGGGGCAUGUGCAAAACGAUUUUACUUCAGUACAAAGUGUCACCAGCACCAAGAGCACCACGUGAGAGAGAAGCCUUUGAGAAGAGGUGUGGACAGGCUCCUCCUUGCAGAGGGCUGCAAUGUCAGUGUGUCCCAGAAGCUUUUUACCUGUGGGGAGGUUGGACAGGACAUCCUUACUGAGUCAAAACAUCUCCAACAAGAGGCUGCUUGCACCAGGGACUGGCCAAAUGGAAUCUGGCCAUCUAGAGACACUACUCAAGGCAGAGAAAAUUAUUUCACCCUGAGUGAGUGUACAAAAGCCCUUGGCUGCAACCAUGCAUAUAUUCAAAAGAAGGGUGUCCAUGCUGGAAGACAGUGUUUUGUGUGCCAUGACAGUACAAACUAUUUCCCAGGAAUUUCUAGGUCUUUUUAUUGUCAGAGAGUUCCCAGUGGAGAAAAGCCACAUCAGUGCAGUGAAUGUGGGAAAUGUUUUAAAAAAUUGGCUCAACUUCGUAGUCAUCGGACAGUUCACACUGGAGAAAGGCCCUAUCAGUGCGUCAUAUGUGGGAAAUCUUUCAAAACAAGAAGUAACCUUUAUUUACAUAAGAAAACACACACUGGAGAAAGGGCUUAUGAAUGUAGUGAAUGUGGGAAAUCUUUCACCGAUAACACUCGCUUCCAUUGUCAUCUGAGAGUUCACACAGGAGAAAGGCCUUAUGUGUGCAGUGUAUGUGGGAAAUCUUUUACCAGAAGUGAUAUCCUUCUUUCUCAUCGGAGACUACACACGGGAGAAAGGCCUUAUCAGUGCAGAGAAAGGCCUUAUGAGUGUAGUGAAUGUGGAAAAUCCUUCUUCCGAAAGAAUGCACUUCAUUGUCAUCAGAGACUUCACACUGGUGAAAGGUCUUAUGAAUGUAGUGAAUGUGGGAAAUCUUUCAUCAAAGGUACUCACUUUCAUUAUCAUCAGAGAGUUCACACAGGGGAAAGGCCUUAUGCAUGCAGGGAAUGUGGGAAGUCUUUUACCAGAAGUGAUCACCUUCUUUCUCAUCAGAGAGUUCACACUGGGGAAACACCUUAUGAAUGCAGUGAGUGUGGGAAAUCUUAUCAGAGUAAAACUGGCCUUAGCUCUCAUAAGAGUCUUCACACUGGAGAAAAGCCUUAUAAGUGCAGCGACUGUGGGAAAUCCUUCUGCCGAAAGAAUAGUGCACUGCGUUGUCAUCAGAGACUUCACACUGGAGUAAAACCUUAUGAAUGUAGUGAAUGUGGGAAAUCUUUCUUCCGAAAGAAUGAACUUCGUUGUCAUCAGAAUAUUCACACAGGAGAAAAGCCUUAUGUGUGUAAUGAAUGUGGCAAAUCUUACCACAGUAAAACUGGCCUUCGUUGUCAUCAGAGUUUUCACACAGGAGAAAGGCCUUAUGUGUGCAGUAAAUGUGGGAAAACUUACCGAAGUCGUGCUGGCUUACAAUAUCAUCAGAAUAGUCACACAGAAUAA
Molecule: messenger RNA, 1728 nt
Organism: Artibeus jamaicensis (Jamaican fruit-eating bat)
Lineage: Eukaryota; Metazoa; Chordata; Mammalia; Chiroptera; Phyllostomidae
Product: zinc finger protein 883-like
Exons: 3
Coding region: 1-1728 (575 amino acids)
Source: RefSeq, a predicted model, not a curated record